CUGAGGCUGGUGCGGCCCACAGUGGUGGUGGUGGUGGUGGUGGUGGUGGUGGCGGUGAGCAGCCCUCUGUUCUGAUGGCGGUGCCGCUGUGCCUCCCGCCCAUGCCGGUGACGUCACCCAGCCUGCGGCAUGCGCCACUGCCGCCGCCGCAGUCGCCGCCGCAGCAGCAGCAGGGGUACCCAGGACCGGCGGCGUUGCUGCCGCCGCAGCCCCUGGCGACAUCGCCGCCUGCUGCUCCCUGCCCCUCCGAGCUGGCGCUGGUAGUGCUGCACGACGGCUCCUGGCGGCUGCUCUCGCUGCAGCACCUCAGCCGGCUGGGGCGUCAGCCGCCAUGCGUGCUAGGACUGGGCCCGCCGGCGGGAAGUGGUGGCAGUGGCGCUGGUUACCUGCUGCUGCUAGCUGAUGACCCCGGGGCACCGCCGCGGCCGCAGCACACGCCCGCCGACGUGCCGCCGCCCGCCGGCUGCCCGCUCCCCGCCGGCUCCGAGUGGCUGCACCUGCUUGAUGCCGCCACGGGUCGGCAGCUGGCCAGCUUCGAUGUACCCGCAGUCAUGGGGGCCUUCCUAGCCACAUGCGCGGAGGCUUGGCAGGUGGGGCCGGAGGCGGGCGUGGGUGCGCCGCAGCCGCCGCCGCCGCCGCAACGGCGGUCGACCCCGGCAGUCGGCGGCGCUGGGAUGGGGGGACAGAUGGGGUGGCCGCCUGCUGGUCGGCUCUUCUGGUUGUUUCGAGAGGAGGAGGAGGAGGACGAGGAGGAGGAGGAGAGGCAGCGCCAGCGGGGAAUGGAGGAUCAGGCGGCGGCGCGGGAGGGGCCUGGAAGGCGCUUAGCGUUCGGGCGGUUUGGAGGGAUGCAUGAGCAUCCGUGGGGACUGCGGCCGCGGUUCUUGGGUUUAGAUCUUGCGGAGCGGGCGUUGGAUGCUCAGAUGGUGGCGUUGCGGGCGGAGUUGGAGGCGGAGGCGGCAGCGGCGCAGCUUGGGGAAAUGGAUGAUGCCGCAUUGGCGGCGGAGGUGGAGGUGGAGGCGGGGGCGGGCGGCGGCCAGGGGCGCGAGGCAGCAGCUGCGGCGGCGGCGGAUGCAGAGGAUGCAGAGGGUGCGGAGGGUCUGCGUCAGUUCGAGGCGUUGCUGGCGGCGGCGGAGGCAGAGCGCCAGCGGGAUGCGGACGGAGGCGACGGCGACGGCGGUGGAGGCGGCGGAGGUGGAGGUGCGGGCCCCAUGGAUGCGGAGGUGCCCGCGCAGCAGCCGCAGCCGCAGGUGCCGGAGCUGCGGCAGCGGUGGCGGAUGCUGGGUCCCAACGUGGUCAUGGUGGACGAGGAUGGGGAUGGGGAUGCGGAGGGGGACAACGGGGCAGGAG
This is a messenger RNA of Astrephomene gubernaculifera, 1347 nucleotides long. The record is from the annotation of a GenBank genome assembly. Lineage: Eukaryota; Viridiplantae; Chlorophyta; Chlorophyceae; Chlamydomonadales; Astrephomenaceae.